Stomoxys calcitrans (stable fly) is the source of this 5482-nucleotide messenger RNA. It is a transcript of the gene Dp1, whose product is annotated as vigilin. The record is from RefSeq and is a predicted model, not a curated record. NCBI's taxonomy places the organism in Eukaryota, Metazoa, Arthropoda, Insecta, Diptera, Muscidae. The transcript is spliced from 6 exons. The coding region runs from base 206 to 4063 and encodes 1285 amino acids. Gene Ontology annotation, cellular component: cytoplasm; nucleus. Gene Ontology annotation, molecular function: mRNA binding.
GUCAAACUUUGUUGACGUUGACAUUUCACUUCAGAGAGUAAAGGGAGCAUCUCAAUUCAAUACUUGACGUCGACAUUACGCCAAGUUAUCAAACUGGAUUUUAAUACGGUAGAAAAUAAAUAGGCCGGAUUUAUUGGAUUUUACAGUACAUGGUACUGUAACGACUUGGAACGAAAAAGGACUUUUCUCUUUCUUUUUUUAAGUAAUGCAAGAAGCAGCAAUGGAAGAAUCCAAUGCAAUCAACGUUGAACAACAACAACAAGAACAACUUACCACCAAUAACUAUCAAGAGCUAUCGGAACAACAACCUCCAUCUUCUCCAACCUCGGUUGCUACACCAACGAGCACCACCAGCGGUGGCACCGCCAGCAAUGCUGCUUUCAGCUAUGACGAUCUGUUCCCAGCUUUGCCAGCUAAUACUUCUGCUCCUCUGGGCAAUACCACCGCUCAACCAUGCGUACGCGUAAACAGCUCGCAAAAGACUCAGGUUCUGCAUUUAGCUGGCGAAGAACGUAAAUCAACCGAUUCGGAAAAAUUCGGUGAGGGCGAAUCGAAGCGUAUUUGCCAGCAAAUAUCCAAGGAAACCGGUGCUCAAAUUGAAAUCGCCAGUGGCAAAAAUCAAUCGCUAACUUUCCUCAUCAAGGGAAAGCAAAAUGAAUUGCUCGACGCUCGCCGCAAAAUUCUUAUGCACUUUUCCACCCAGGCAAGUCGCUCCAUUGCCAUACCCAAGGAACAUCAUCGCGUCAUUUUGGGUAAGGCUGGUAAACGUUUGCGCGAUUUAGAGCAGCAGACAGCCACAAAGAUUACCAUUCCCAAUCAGAGUGACGAUAGUGAUAUUAUCACCAUUGCCGGUACCAAGGAAGAUAUUGAGAAGGCCGAACAUGAAAUUCGUCAAUUGUCGACCGAACAAUACAAGAAGUCGUCUGAUCGUAUUUCGGUGCCCAAGAUCUAUCAUCCAUUCAUUGUGGGUCCCUACAAUGAGAAUUUGAAUAAGAUCAUAGAGGAGACUGGGGCCAAGGUGAAUGUACCACCACAGUCUGUGCAAAAGGAUGAAAUUGUAAUUAUGGGUGAAAAGGAUGCGGUGGCCGCCGCCAAGGCCAAGGUUGAGGCCAUCUUCAAGGAGAUGGAGAAAAAAUGCUCUACGGUAAGCGUAGAAGUGGCCAAGGCUCAACAUCGCUAUGUGAUUGGCCCCAAGGGUUCAACUAUUGCCGAAAUUCUUCAAUUGACUGGAGUCUCCGUUGAAAUGCCUCCGCUGGAUUCGCCUCUGGAGACCAUUACCCUUCGUGGACCUCAGGUCGCUCUAGGCAAUGCCUUGACGGUGGUCUAUCAAAAAGCGAACUCCGUAAAGUCCGUCGAGAUUGAUGCUCCACGUUGGAUCCACAAGUAUGUGAUUGGCCGUAAGGGUGUUAACAUGAAGCAAUUGGAGGAAGACUGUCCCAAUGUCAAUGUGAACUGUCUCGACGAUAAAAUAAAACUCGAAGGCGACCCCGAAAAUGUCGACAAGGCAGCUUCGUAUUUGAACGACAUUGUAAGCAACUACCAACAGAACUAUACCUUUGUGGUGAUGCGUGUCAAUCCAGCCUAUUACAAGCACAUUAUAGGCAAGGCUGGUGCCAACGUUAAUCGUCUUAAGGAUGAACUUAAUGUCAACAUCAACAUUGAGGAGCAUGAAGGCGAGAAUAACAUUCGCAUUGAAGGUCCUACGGACGGUGUUAAAAAGGCUCAACUUGAAUUACAAGAAAAAAUCGACAAACUGGAAAAUGAAAAAUCAAAGGAUGUUAUAAUUGACCGCCGUCUGCAUCGCCAAAUUAUUGGUGCAAAGGGUGAAAAAAUUCGCGAGGUUAAAGACCGCUAUCGCAAUGUGAUGAUUUUGAUUCCUACCCCCCAGGAGAACACUGACAUUGUGAAAUUGCGCGGCCCCAAAGAAGAAGUCGACAAGUGUCACAAGGAUCUCCUGAAAAUGGUAAAGGAGAUCCAAGAAUCUUCGCACAUUGAGUCGGUGCCCAUCUUCAAGCAAUUCCAUAAAUUUGUCAUUGGCAAAGGCGGUGCUAACAUCAAGAAAAUCCGUGACGAAACCCAAACCAAGAUCGAUCUUCCUGCCGAAGGUGACACCAAUGAAGUUAUUGUCAUUACCGGCAAGAAAGAGAACGUCCUUGAGGCCAAGGAGCGCAUACAGAAGAUUCAAAAUGAAUUGGCCGACAUUGUCACCGAGGAAGUACAAAUUCCCCCCAAAUACUAUAAUUCGAUCAUUGGCACUGGUGGUAAAUUGAUAUCGUCCAUUAUGGAAGAGUGUGGAGGAGUGUCAAUUAAAUUCCCUACAAGUGAUUCCAAGACCGAUAAGGUCACCAUUCGAGGUCCCAAAGACGAUGUCCUCAAAGCCAAGUCACAACUAUUGGAAUUGGCGAAUGAACGUCAAUUGGCUUCCUUCACUGCCGAAGUUAGGGCCAAGCAACAGCACCAUAAGUUCCUCAUUGGCAAGAAUGGCGCUUCCAUUCGGAAAAUACGUGAUGCCACCGGUGCACGCAUCAUCUUCCCUGGCAAUGAAGAUGCCGACAAGGAAGUCAUAACUAUCAUUGGCAAAGAGGAAAAUGUGAAGCAGGCAAAGGAGCAGCUAGAGGCCAUUAUUAAGGAUAUUGACUUGGUAACCGAUGGUGAGAUCUCUGUCGAACCCAAGUACCACAAACACUUUGUUGCCAAACGUGGUGAAAUCUUGAAUCGCAUACAAGAAGAAUGCGGCGGUGUCAUGAUAUCAUUCCCCAGGCCAGGCGUCGACUCCGAUAAGGUAACACUCAAGGGAGCUAAGGAGUGUAUUGAAGCUGCCAAGCAGCGUAUUACCGAAAUUGUGGCUGACCUCGAUGCGCAAGUGACAAUUGAGGUGGUUAUACCCCAACGCUUGCAUCGCACCAUUAUGGGCCCGCGCGGCAUUAAAGUUCAACAAGUGACCACUGAACAUGAUGUACAAAUCAAAUUCCCCGACCGCGAUGCCACCGGUCCCAUCGAAGGUUUAGAGAAUGGCACCAAUGGCACACUCGAUGGUGUGGCCACCGACGAACCCAUACGCCAAUGUGAUAUUAUACGCAUAACAGGUCACAUUGAUAGGUGCAAUGCCGCCAAACAGGCUCUCAUUGAUUUGGUGCCAAUCGUUGAAGAGCUCACCGUUCCUUACGACCUACAUCGUACCAUCAUCGGUCCCAAGGGUGCCAAUGUUCGUGAAUUUAUGUCCAAAUAUGAUGUACACAUUGAACUGCCACCCAGCGAUGCUAAAUCGGACAUUGUCAGAGUAUCGGGUACACCAGCUCAUGUGGCCGAAGCCAAACAAGCUUUGGACAAAAUGAUCGAAGAUCAUGAAGCAGAUCGUGCCGAUCGUGAACUGCGCUCAUAUGCUCUGCUCAUCGAUGUUGAUCCCGAAUACCACUCGAAAUUGAUUGGAAAACGUGGUGCGGUUAUCAAUAAAUUGCGUAGCGAUCAUGACGUCAACAUAUCAUUGCCCAAACGUGGUGAUCCCAAUCAAAGCACCAUCACCAUUACCGGUUACCAAGAAAAGGCCGAAGCCGCUCGUGAUGCCAUCAUGGAAAUUGUUGGUGAAAUGCAAAAUCUAUACCGUGAAGUGAUUGAGAUCGAUACACGUGUCCAUUCGCAUAUUAUUGGUCAACGUGGCAGAACCAUACGUAAACUUAUUGAAGACUAUAAGGUUGACAUCAAAUUCCCCUCAAGCGAGGAAGCCAAGACUAAUCCCGAUGCUGUCACAAUUAUUGGCAAAGAAGAAGAUGUUGAGAAUGCCAAGGAGGCUAUACUCAACAUGGCCGAGGACUACACUCGUGACUAUUUAGAAAACUUGCCUCCUUCACCUCAACCCCAGACUGUUGGUGCUUUCCUUUCCGGCACCAAUAAUGCUAAUAAUGAGAAUGGCUUCGUCAUAAAAGAUGCCCCAUGGGAGAAGGCUAAUGAGAAGAAGGGUCAAUCAGCAGCACCAAAUACUCAAUCCCAAGAAGAUUUCCCAGCUGUGGGUGGUGCGCCAGUAACAUCAGCUCCCAUUACAUCUGUUUGGGGUCCCAAAAACUAAUUAACACACCCAUACACACACAUAUACACCCAAACACAAAAACAUAUAAGCAAAUAAUACAAGCAGCAGCAGUAAAAAGAGAAUAAAUUUCAAAACUCAUACGAAGUUGACCGCGAAAAAGGUGUCAAAAUCUGAAGGUUGUCAAAAUAUAUAUAUAUAUAAAAUACACACACACACACAUCCCUAUAUAUUACUACUGUAAUAAUAUUUAGGGAUACGAAGAGAACUCAGAACCCAUGAAAUGUAAAACAACAAACACUAUACAUAACAGUGUUAUACCCCUCCAUACAACAAACAACACCCUCAUACACACACACACACCCUGCCACAUACGCAAGAAGACAAAAGACAUUAAUAACUACACUUCUCGUCCCCCCUUAACGAUCGAUCGAUGGAAGGUCAUCGUACACUUCUUAUAGUUCUUCUGUUUGACGUUUUUUGAAAUGACAUCGAAACCCACUGAAUUUGGAAAUAAAUAGAAUGCCAGGAAAAUAUUUCGAAUUUAAUUCGAAUAUUUCUCUGCAACAUUUUUAUUGACACACUUCUUUCGUGCGCUUCCUUUAACAAACAAACAACAACAACAAAAAAAAGAAAAAUUCAAUAGUUUUUUAUAUAAGCUGAUGAAAAAAAUAACUACAACUCAAGCUAAUGGCAAAUGCAAAUUCAGCACACGUAACAAGCAAAAAAAAGUGCAAAAAAAUGCUGCCCAACAACACCGAGGAGGAAGAGUUCUGCAGUCCUUCUUCCUGGAGAGCUGCUGAGAGGCAGUUGGUGGUGGCAAAUAUAUUUGCAUGUUGCAGGUUGAGUUGACAUUUAAUUUAUAUACAUAAUUGUAAUAACAAUGAUGCCAAGUUUACACUUAAUAAACACAUACACAUACAAAAAUAAAAACAUAUAUAUAUCAUAUAAAACUAAAAACGGAACGUAAGAGUUUAUUAACAAAACCGAUCAUAAUUUUUUUAUAUGAAACAAAAACAAAAAACAAAAAAAAAAAUAGUAAAAGAAUGUCAAAUACAAUAUAAGUAUAAAAAGUUUAUUUUUUUUUUUAAUAUAAUAAUUAUAUUUUCAUUUGUUUUUUGUCAUGUCGUCCUUCUGAGAGAGUAAAAACAAACAGAAAAAAAAAUAAAGAAAAAACGAAAUACUUAAAACAGAUUUAUAUAACAAGCUAUGAUUUAACGAAAAAAAAAAAUCACAAAAACUAUGCCUUUUAAAAAGUCAUCUCCACCCCCAUUAUGAAGAAAAACAAACAAAAAAUAAAGAGGAAACAAAACAAAUUUAACGAAUUUCUUUUGAAAAUUCUACAUCUUUUUCCUAUAUGAUGAACAUUUAUAUAAUAGACAAAUUAAUAUUACAAAAAAGAAAAUGAGAAAACAAAACGAAAGUAAAAUAAAAAAAUCCAUGCUUUUAUUAGUUUAAUGA